This is a messenger RNA of Capronia coronata CBS 617.96, 1020 nucleotides long. RefSeq lists its product as uncharacterized. The transcript is spliced from 3 exons. NCBI's taxonomy places the organism in Eukaryota, Fungi, Ascomycota, Eurotiomycetes, Chaetothyriales, Herpotrichiellaceae. Gene Ontology annotation, molecular function: monoatomic ion channel activity. The coding region runs from base 1 to 1020 and encodes 339 amino acids. Gene Ontology annotation, cellular component: endoplasmic reticulum; plasma membrane. Gene Ontology annotation, biological process: monoatomic ion transport. The record is from RefSeq and is a predicted model, not a curated record.
AUGUCGGACCUCCAGCGCCGCAACGACGCCGUGGACGUCAACAACUUCAACCAGAACAACAACUCGGUGGUGAUCCACCAGACGGACCGUGGCUCCGACUGGUACUUCGCCGUGUGUGCGAUGAUGGGAGCGACGGCGCUGACGAUUCUUGUGCUGAGCCGUCGCAAGCCUCGCACCGACCGCGUCUUCUUCUAUCUCUCGGGCGGUCUGUGCCUGGUGGCAUGCAUUGCCUACUUUGCCAUGGGCUCCAAUCUAGGCUGGACACCGAUUGACGUCGAAUACCUGCGCAACAACCCCAAAGUCUCGGGACGAAACAGACAGAUUUUCUACGUUCGAUAUAUUGACUGGUUCGUCACUACCCCCCUAUUACUCCUCGACCUCCUCCUCACCGCCGGCAUGCCAUGGCCGACGAUCCUAUGGGUGAUCGGCCUGGACGAGAUCAUGAUCGUGACAGGUCUGGUCGGCGCGCUCGUCCGCUCGCGCUACAAAUGGGGCUUCUACGCCUUCGGCUGUGCCGCCAUGUUCUACAUCUUCUACGAGCUCGCGUUCGUGGCCCGUCGCCACGCCGCCGCUCUGGGCGCCGACGUCCAUCGCGCCUUCACCUUGUGCGGCGUCUUGACUCUGGUCGUCUGGCUCUGCUACCCGAUCGCAUGGGGUGUGUCUGAGGGAGGUAAUGUCAUUGCGCCAGACAGUGAAGGCAUCUUCUACGGCAUCCUCGAUCUGCUCGCCAAACCCGUCUUCUCGCUCGCCCUCAUCUACUCGCAUUGGAACAUCGAUCCUGCUCGUCUGGGUCUGCGCAUCAGAGACUUUGGCGAUUCUGCCAGCCUCAGCUCCGCGGAGCGGGAGAAACGCAAUGGCCAUGGCCACGGCCCCGGUGCUGGUGCUGGGCUGGGGACAACUGGGCCCCUUUCCGCUACCGGCACAGGUGUGACUACUGGUACUGGUAGUGAAGCUACUCGGGACAAUGCUGCCGGGCCGGGUGCCCCUUUGCCCGGCACUGGCACUGGCACGGGUGUUUAG